CCACACAUUGCAAAAAAAAGCGCCUGCGGAUAAGACGAGAGGAAGCCUUGUAGGGCUGAGGUAAGUCGAGCGCUCUCUAGGGGAGACCUCUCCGCUCGGCGCUGCGCCCAAAUUUUGACGGUGAGGGGGAGACCUGCCAAGACGCUCUGCCCGCGGAAGUAGCAGGUGUCCUCUAGCGGGGGGGACUACUGCGGUCGUUGGGAAGUCCCUUUGCCGCUGCUGCUGCUGUUGCUAUUGCUGCUGCUGUGGCAACCCAAGGAAGGAGCCGGACAUCACACGGGGGGGGGGAAGCAUGAACGGCAGCGGAGAGUUCGCCAUCUUGGACAAGCAGAUUGAUGUUUUGCGAACGGGGGGCAUCCUUCCGGAGAAGGAUAUUUUGGGUCUUUGCCAGAAGGCGAGGGAGAUCUUAGGCUCGGAAUCAAACGUACAGCCGGUGCGAUGCCCGGUAACAAUCUGCGGGGAUAUUCACGGACAGUUCUAUGACUUGCUGGAGCUGUUUCGGAUCGGGGGAGACUGCCCUUCGACGAACUACCUCUUCAUGGGUGACUACGUGGACAGGGGUUACUACUCGCUAGAGGUUGUCAGUCUUUUGGUUGCACUCAAGGUCCGGUUCAAGGACCGCAUCACUAUCCUGCGGGGCAACCACGAGUCCCGCCAGAUCACGCAGGUCUACGGGUUCUACGACGAAUGCCUCCGCAAGUACGGCAACGCCUCGGUGUGGAAUUGCUUCACCGAGCUCUUCGACUACUUGCCCAUGACAGCCCUGGUCGAAGACAAGAUCUUCUGUCUCCAUGGAGGCCUUUCGCCGUCCAUUGACACGCUGGACCACGCCCGGGCCUUGGACAGGAUACAGGAGGUGCCCCACGAGGGCCCUAUGUGCGACCUCGUUUGGUCGGACCCCGACGACCGUUGCGGUUGGGGCAUCUCUCCCAGAGGGGCGGGGUACACUUUCGGGCAGGACAUCACGGAGCAAUUCAACCACACCAAUGGCUUGAUGUUCAUCGCCCGAGCUCACCAGCUGGUGAUGGAGGGCUACCAAUGGACUCACAAUCAGGGGGUGUGCACCAUCUUCAGCGCCCCUAACUACUGCUACCGCUGCGGGAACCAGGCGGCAAUCAUGGAGGUCGACGAGACGGUGCCCAAGCAAAUCAGCGAGGCUCUCUACGAUCACUGCAACUUCACUCAGUUCGACCCUGCACCACGUGACGAGAACUGGCGCCAGAGCAAACGAGUGCCGGAUUAUUUCCUCUGAUGCGCUGUCCUUUUUUGUGUGUGUGUCCAAGCUGCACAGAUGGAGUGUUUUAUUGUCAGG
Messenger RNA from Ectocarpus sp. CCAP 1310/34, 1312 nucleotides. Lineage: Eukaryota; Phaeophyceae; Ectocarpales; Ectocarpaceae. The record is from the annotation of a GenBank genome assembly.